AUACAGAAAAAGAGGAGGAGGAGGAGGAGAGAGGUGAAAGUUCACAAUGGCAUGGACGUAUCGAGUGACAAAGUGGAAAAGUUGCUCUGCCUCUGCAGCCUAAUUUCGUGAAACUUGGGGAUGACGAGCGAGGUGCACUCGAAGUACAGUGAGGAGGAGGAUGGAGAUGAAGAGGCGAUGGCGUACUACGAUGACGACGAUCUGGACGCGUUCGCAGAUGAGGAUCUGGACUGUAGUUGCGAGGAGGGAGUUUUGGGGUUGAGCGACCCUUUCGGUGGAGAGGUGAAGCCUCGCAUUCUGCUGAUGGGCCUGCGUCGGAGCGGCAAGUCUUCCAUACAGAAGGUGGUUUUCCACAAGAUGUCCCCCAACGAGACGCUUUUCCUGGAGAGCACCAACAAGAUCUGUCGCGAGGACGUCUCCAACAGCUCCUUCGUCAGCUUCCAGAUCUGGGACUUCCCUGGGCAGAUUGAUUUCUUUGACCCGACCUUCGACUAUGAAAUGAUUUUCCGCGGGACGGGAGCACUUAUUUUCGUUAUCGAUUCGCAGGACGACUAUGUGGAAGCACUGAGCAGGCUGCACCUCACCGUGACCAGGGCCUACAAGGUGAAUCCCAACAUCAACUUCGAGGUCUUCAUCCACAAGGUGGACGGGCUGUCGGACGAUCAUAAGAUCGAGAAGCAGAGGGAUAUUCACAAGCGCGCCAAUGAUGACCUGGUUGAUGCGGCCUUGGAAAGGAUACAUCUAAGCUUCUACCUAACGAGUAUCUAUGACCACUCCAUCUUUGAGGCCUUCAGUAAAGUGGUUCAGAAACUCAUUCCUCAGCUCCCCACACUGGAGAACCUGCUUAACAUUUUUAUAUCUAAUUCAGGCAUCGAGAAGGCUUUUCUCUUUGAUGUGGUCAGCAAGAUCUACAUAGCUACCGACAGCAGCCCGGUGGACAUGCAGACGUACGAGCUGUGCUGCGAUAUGAUAGAUGUGGUCAUCGACAUCUCCUGCAUCUAUGGCCUGACGGGUGAAGAAGCAGGAAUCCCAUACGAUAAGGAAUCUAUGGCAAUAAUCCGGCUGAACAACACGACAGUCAUGUACCUGAAAGAAGUGACCAAGUUCCUGGCCCUGGUGUGCUUCCUGAGGGAGGAGAGCUUCGAGAGGAAAGGACUCAUCGACUACAACUUCCACUGUUUCCGGAAGGCCAUCCAGGAGGUGUUUGACGUGCGCGUGAAGGUGCAGAAAUCCCGGAAGCUUCUGAGCCAAAGACGCUGGAGCAAGCAGGCCGUGCCCAAUGGGACUCCCGCCCCCCAGCACUGAUUGGGUCAAUCACGAGUCACAUGUGACGGCCAUCUCUUUCACUGGAGAGCCACUGGAGAGCCACUGGAGAGCCACUGGAGAGCCACAAAGCACAGAGACAUUGAAUGAGGAGCCUUUGUCAUAUCCUACACAACAUUCUGCUUUAAAAAACAAUCAUGGAUCCAAGCCCAGAAAUGGCUGCGUUUUGAGAAAUUUAUAAAAGAAUAUCAAGCGUCUAUUAAUGAUAGCUAUUUUUGUGAACAAUGUUAACCUGAAUAAGGCAAGAUAAUGUUUAAUUACUGUAUUUAUAUGUCAACAAAAUGCCCUUUUGCUUAAGAACACUAAUUUGAUACACUAAUAUACUAUGUUUUUUUGUUUUGCAACUAUUCCACUCGUGUUGAACAGUUGAAAACGAGAUAAUCUUAAGUGAAUGCAUACCUAUACAGUAUUAAAAUUUAGCACACGACUGACAAAUGCACUGAAUUGUAUAAUCUCAAGGGUGUCAAGAAAGCAGGAGUAAUAUUACUUAGCUGCCUUCAUAAUCUCUACUUCUAAUCCCAGGGUGUGAACAUUUAUCAACAGAAAGUCUUUCAGCAUUUUUUUUGUACGUGUUUUUUUCCCCCAAAUUUUUAAAUGGUAAAAUACCCUCGACAAUCAAGUGAUUUGGUUGACUUCACCGUGAUGUCCUCUUAAAACCAUUUUAUUUAGUAGGCCGUCUUGGAGACAGUAACCAAGUGUUCUUAGUUUAAUCAUUAAAGAUAGAAAUUUUAAAUAUUUUACAAAUAUUUAAGAUCUCAUUGUUGAUUUAUUUCUAGGAACAGCAUCCAACCUUUUGAUUUUCGAAAAAAGAAAUUAAUUUCACUUGUGGACACUGUUUGUACGAGUCUCAGUCGUUUUGUUUGUUUCUUUGUGUCAAUAAUUGUGUUACCACCAUUUCCCUGCACAUUUUCUUUCUUUCAUUUAUUUAUUUAUUUAUUUUGUUUGCAAAUAAAGUAACAAGUUGGUUGUGCCUUCUAAAAUGAA
Brienomyrus brachyistius is the source of this 2307-nucleotide messenger RNA. RefSeq names its product ras-related GTP binding D (gene rragd). Gene Ontology annotation, biological process: cellular response to starvation; positive regulation of TOR signaling; regulation of autophagy. Lineage: Eukaryota; Metazoa; Chordata; Actinopteri; Osteoglossiformes; Mormyridae. Bases 121 to 1305 code for a protein of 394 amino acids. The transcript has 7 exons. Gene Ontology annotation, molecular function: GTPase activity; GTP binding. The record is from RefSeq and is a predicted model, not a curated record. Gene Ontology annotation, cellular component: Gtr1-Gtr2 GTPase complex; nucleus; lysosome.